CUAUCACUGCAAGAAAAAGCCUUGCAGCGAUUGGAACGACUUCCAGGUUCGCGGAGUCGAUCCAGAUCUUUGUUCAUCAACAGCUUUCAGUGUUCAUGGAGAAAUCGAAAUCAAAGAUCAACCAGAUACAGGCCCCUACUUUCGGGAACCUGAUCACCAUUCUAAGCAUAGAUGGAGGAGGCAUAAGAGGAAUCAUCCCUGCCACCAUCCUCAGCUUCUUGGAGUCCGAGCUUCAGAAACUUGAUGGCGAGGAUGCAAGGAUUGCAGACUACUUUGACGUGAUUUCCGGAACAAGCACUGGAGGUCUCGUUACGGCAAUGUUAACUGCACCUGAUGACAACAAUCGACCGCUCUUCGCAGCCAAAGACAUAAAAUCGUUUUACUUGGAACACAGCUCGAAAAUUUUUCCCCAGAUUGGAGGAUUACUGGCUGGAGUCAGAAGGAUGUUUCAAGCUGUAUGGGGACCAAAGUACAAUGGGAAGUAUUUGCACUCUCUUAUCAAGGAAAAACUAGGAGGUGUGAGGUUGCAUCAAACCCUAACCAACGUGAUAAUUCCAACUUUUGAUAUCAAGCAGCUCCACCCAAUCAUCUUCUCUAGCUACGAGGUGAAGCGUAAUAGAAUUUUGGAUGCUCGCCUUUCCGACAUCUGUAUCGGCACAACUGCAGCUCCUACUUACCUCCCAGCUCAUUAUUUCCAAACCAAAUGUUCUAAAGGAAGCUCCAGGGAGUUCCACCUGGUUGACGGUGGAGUGGCCGCUAACAAUCCGGCACUGGUUUCUGUCGGAGAAGUGACGAAGGAGCUACACAAGAAGAACCCGGAUUACUUCCCCUACAAGCCCAUGGAUUACCGCAAGAUUCUGCUGAUAUCGUUAGGUACGGGAUCGGCCAAGGUCGAAGGGAAGUUUAGCGCGAAACGCGCGAGCAAGUGGGGAGUUUUGGGUUGGCUGCUUAGUAGUGGAUCGAAUCCUUUGUUUGAUGUGUUCAUGCAAUCGAGUGCUGACAUGGUUGACAUACAUCUCUCGGUCGUCUUUCAAGCUCUCCAAUCAAAAUCGAAUUACCUUCGCAUCGAGGAUGACACCUUAUCUGGGACAGUGUCGUCCGUUGACAUCUCCACAAAAGAGAACCUUGCGGAUCUCGUGAACGUCGGAGAGCAGCUCUUGAAGAAGCCGGUCUCAAGGGUGAACUUAGAGACGGGCAUCUAUGAGCCAGUGGGGAACGGAGAAGGAACAAACGAAGAUGCACUCAAAAGGUUUGCUAGGAUUCUAUCAGAUGAGAGACGGCUCCGUGAAUUACGAUCUCCAAGCGUGAAAUCGCCUUGAAACCAUAUCGGCGCCGUUCUCUGUGACAAAGUUGGAUGUGUGUGGGUGGCAUCAAAUCAGCUGAAACUUUGAUCACUUCUUCCUGU
This is a messenger RNA of Musa acuminata subsp. malaccensis (wild Malaysian banana), 1405 nucleotides long. RefSeq names its product patatin-like protein 2. Gene Ontology annotation, molecular function: glycerophospholipase activity; monoacylglycerol lipase activity. The record is from RefSeq and is a predicted model, not a curated record. NCBI's taxonomy places the organism in Eukaryota, Viridiplantae, Streptophyta, Magnoliopsida, Zingiberales, Musaceae. Gene Ontology annotation, biological process: lipid metabolic process.